AUGGAAUGUUUUAAAUCAAUGUUAAUACUAUUUAUAUGCAUAACCAGCACGGCAGCACAGAUACCAGAAAUAGUGGAAUUAGUAGUUGGUCAACCAUUUUAUUAUGCAUUUCAAAUUGAUUCAAAUGUAUUGGAUGUGCAGGAUGCAUCUGGUGAAGAACUACCAACAUGGCUAAUUUGGAAAAGAAAUGAACGGAUUUUGGAAGGUGUACCACAACCUACUGAUGCUGGAAAAACAUUUUUACGGAUAACGAACGGUCAAACUAACGAUGUAAUGGAAAUUUCUGUUAAAGAAGAAAUCGUAAAUCCAUGCGGUGUCGAAAGGAAUAUAUUGUGGAUGGAAAUUGCAUUUGAUACCUCUCUUAGCAGUUUGAGUAUAGCUGAUCAGUUGGAUCUUGUUAAUAUUGUCUCAAAAUUUUUUAAUAUUAACAGCUCUUCGCUUCGCAUUUAUUCAAAUAAGUACAAGGAAGAAGUAGGACGCUCAGAAGUUGUAGAGUCCGGUAUGCAAAAUAAGCCAAAAAAUGAUUCAGUGACAAUUAUGUGGAAAGUUUCCUGCGAAGAAAUUGAUGAGGAUGCUAUUGAUGUGUUGGAAAAGAUGCUUACGUUCGAUGAAAGUGAUGCUUUGGCGAUGUCGCGGCAAAAGCUAUUUGGUUGGGAGCUCAGAAAAGGAACUUUAUUACCACGGAAACAACGUAACCAUAUUGCGGGAACUAAUAUUUUGUCUCAGCUUUCGGGCUUUGUUACAAAUGAACCAUAUUCUGAAGCGACAACUUCUAAAACUACAGCACGUUUAUCACGCUCUACAAAAAAAGAUGACAGACCACCAGUGCGACUGCAUUCACUGCAGACUUUUACUUGUAGAAGAGGUAUGAUGUGCGAGUAUACCAUUCCGAGGGAAACAUUCAUUGAUGUGGAAGAUGGAGAUACGCGUUCACUUACUUUGUCCGUUUACCCUAUUGUUGCUGAUAACAACUGGCUUACAUUAGACAGGAAAAAUAAACAAAUUUUACAUGGUAUCUCACUGAAUACAGGAGAUUUCGAAUUUCGGUUAGAAGCACGAGACUCUUCAAAUCAGAUGACAUCCGCGCCUUUUCGAGUAACAGUUGUUCCCGAACUGCCGACCAAUCACUUAUUUAUUCUUGAUGUUGACCACAGUUCCGAACGAUUGGCGAAAGAUCCAGACAUUUUAUGUGCAUUUGCGGAGAAGUUGGCUAAUUCGCUAGGGGAUCGAUUUCCAAAAAAUUUGGUUAUUAAGAAAAUUGAAGCUAUUGAUAGUGUAAGGCGUCAAUCUCGUGUCAUGUUUUCAAAUAGUUCUUUGUCAUAUAAAUAUUGUCAGAAAAAAGCAAUUGAGGCAAUUAAGCAUAUUAUGCUAACUAGGAGACGGGAUCGUAUCCGAGCUGAAUUUGUUCGAGCAAUGGAUAGUCGAUUUCAUGUACGGAAUGUGAAAUUAGAGUUAAGAGGAUCCUGUAUCGAAGAGAUGCCAACAUCCCGACUUCCAACGAAUGUUUCGUUAUUCUCAACUACUGUUUCUCCGAAUUAUGAUACUUCAUCUGUUCAGCUGUGGUUACCAGUUGCCCUUAUUGCAUUCUUAAAAUUUUUCUUGGCUACACUGGCAUUAAUCUGCUGUUUGAUAAAACGAAAAAAAGCAAAAGCAGUUCAAUCAGAAUACAUUUCGAAGGGUUUGCCAGUAGUAUUUCCAGAAGAAAUCCCACAAGCAGAUGAAACAGCAACGGUAUCGACACCGAUGUUAGUUAAGGAAGAACGUCCACCAUUAAUCAUUUCUCAGCACGAGAAUCCUCUUUACAAACCACCUCCUCCGCUUUCUACUGCAUCAAGUCCUCGGCCUCGAAAUGCAUUCACGAAUCAGAGACAACCACCGCCUUAUGUUCCGCCAUAA
Messenger RNA from Brugia malayi, 1896 nucleotides. RefSeq lists its product as uncharacterized. Gene Ontology annotation, biological process: muscle attachment; morphogenesis of an epithelium; axon guidance. The transcript has 9 exons. Gene Ontology annotation, molecular function: laminin binding; calcium ion binding. The coding region runs from base 1 to 1896 and encodes 631 amino acids. NCBI's taxonomy places the organism in Eukaryota, Metazoa, Nematoda, Chromadorea, Rhabditida, Onchocercidae. Gene Ontology annotation, cellular component: dystroglycan complex; sarcolemma; dystrophin-associated glycoprotein complex. The record is from RefSeq and is a predicted model, not a curated record.